Messenger RNA from Saccostrea echinata, 1816 nucleotides. RefSeq names its product excitatory amino acid transporter-like. Gene Ontology annotation, cellular component: plasma membrane. Gene Ontology annotation, biological process: L-glutamate transmembrane transport. Bases 33 to 1517 code for a protein of 494 amino acids. Gene Ontology annotation, molecular function: L-glutamate transmembrane transporter activity; glutamate:sodium symporter activity; neutral L-amino acid transmembrane transporter activity. NCBI's taxonomy places the organism in Eukaryota, Metazoa, Mollusca, Bivalvia, Ostreida, Ostreidae. The record is from RefSeq and is a predicted model, not a curated record. The transcript is spliced from 10 exons.
GGUAGAACUUGAACAUCUUAAAUUCUUAAAUUAUGGAAAAAACACGUGAAAACAGAGGCUGCUGUCUUGUUAGAAAGUUCCGAAAAUCUCUGAGGCGUCAUCUACUGUUCAUUCUGACUCUCUUGGCAGUAAUCUUUGGAUUCGUAUUAGGAUUUACGAUACGUCUCGCAGAACCUUCGAAAGACACGAUACAAUGGCUUGGGAUGCCGGGAGAACUUUUUCUUCGAUUGUUAAAGAUGAUGAUAAUACCUCUGUUGGUAUGCAGUGUUAUACAUAGCACUGCGUCUCUUGAUCCCAAGUCCAAUGGUAAAGUCAGCGCCAUCGCUUUCAUUUACAUACUUCUCACAAACAUCCUGGGCUGUGUGAUAGCUAUAGCUCUGUUCUAUGUCAUCAAACCAGGUAGUGAUAGUCCUCUCAGUAAGGGGAAACCUGAAGUUUAUGAAGCUAAUCCACAAGAUAUAUUUGCAGACUUGUUAAGAAACAUCAUACCUGAUAAUAUUGUUGAGGCUUCUUUUCGUCAAUCGCAAACGAAAUAUCUACAGAAAGAGGUGGAACAAUUAAUUCCGGGAAACUCUUCAUAUCAGAAUGCGUCGACCAAUCAAAACGCAUCAACUAUCCACGUGGUUCGAGAGCUAGUGAAAUCAGUGGGGAAGACAGAUGGCGCUAAUAUACUAGGACUCAUUACUGCCUGUAUGUUCCUGGGAACAGCUGCUGGUAAACUUGGAAAGAAAGCGAAACCAUUCCUGGAGUUCUUUGCAGUUAGUACUGAAGUAGUUUUACAAGUUCUACGAUGGUUCCUUUGGAUGACUCCACUUGGCAUUGGAAGUCUUAUUGCAGCCUCUUUAGCAAGUACCCGUGACAUAAGUAACACGUUUUCAAGUUUGGCUCUCUUCCUGUUGACAGUUACGAUCGGGAUCGUCCUUCACCAGGCGUUAUUUCUGCCUUUAAUUUUAUUUCUAACAACCAGGAGAAACCCAUUUAUAUACUUUAUUAGUGUAGGUCGGGCAUGGCUUAUAGGAUUUGCUGCUACAAGCACAGCUGUUGCUAUUCCUGAAAUGUUAAAUGCUUGUGAAAACAAGAACAACAUUGACAAGCGAGUCAGUCGUUUUGUCAUCCCAUUUUGUGUUACACUGAAUGCCGAUGGCAGCGCUCUUUUUAUCACAGCGGCCGCCAUGUUUAUAGCCAAUAUCACCGGCCAGUCACUGUCAUUUGGAGAUGUCGUAAUUAUAGGUUUACUGACGGCUAUAGCCAGCCUCGCCUUACCGUCCGUUCCGAGUUCCAGUAUCGUAACUCUUAUUAUGAUAUUGUCCUCACUGAAGAUCCCAGUGGAAGCCGUGUCUCUCUUGUUUGCUGUGGAAUGGUUUAUGGAUCGCAUUAGGACCACAUCAAAUCUUUUAAGUCACACCUGCUGUGCAGCCAUCACAGAUCACUUUUGUCAACAGAAUUCACAGACAACAGAGGACCCGGAACAGGAAGUUGAACUUAUUGUGUAUUCACCGGAAGCUCUGAAUCCAUGACAAGAAGAUAAACCAGCCAUCCUUCUGUAUGAAAGUUGGAGAAUAUCUGGUUGUAAAUGAACUGGAUCUCUAUCUAGAGUCGUAUUUCUCAGGUUGUUUUGUAAAUUAAAAAAUUCAGCUAAAACACUUAAAAUGUGUUCAAGGUUAGGGUUUUACAUUAUAAUAGUUUUCCAAGAAAAAUAUUUUUAUAUAUUUAUGAGAUUUUUUUCAUCAUAGGCAAGCAAAAUUUAUAUUUGCUAGUUGCAAAUAAUUUGUAACUUGUUAUUGUUGUGUAAAAUAAAUUUUAUUUUCAUAUUUAG